Molecule: messenger RNA, 828 nt
Organism: Otolemur garnettii (small-eared galago)
Lineage: Eukaryota; Metazoa; Chordata; Mammalia; Primates; Galagidae
Gene: NCR2
Product: natural cytotoxicity triggering receptor 2
Cellular component (GO): cell surface
Molecular function (GO): signaling receptor activity
Source: RefSeq, a predicted model, not a curated record
AUGUCCCCUCCCACCAGCACACAGGACAAGAACUGGGCCCGGAGAGCAUUCCCACAACUGCUGCUGCUGCUGCUCCCAGGCUCCUGGGCAUUACCCAAGGCUCAAGAACUUCAAAGCAUAGCAGGGCAGACGCUAUCCUUGAAAUGCCAAUAUCCACCCACGGGCAGGUUGUACGAGAAGAAAGUCUGGUGUAGAGAGAAGUCAGAAUUCAUGUGCACCAAGCUAGUCAUCAGCUCCAGGCCCCGAACACUGGCUCAGGUCUCUCGAUUCUCAAUCUGGGAUGACCCUGAUGCUGGCUUCUUCAUUGUCACCAUGACUAGUCUGAGGGAGGAAGACUCAGGACACUACUGGUGUAAAAGCUACCGCGCUUCUGGCUACUCUGUCUCUAAGUCCAUCAGAUUCUACCUGGCAGUAUCUCCAGCCUUUGCCUCCACACAGGCCACCUGUGCUCCCCCUAACCUGGUCUCAUCACAGACCCAGAGCAGUGUUCCCCCAACUGGAGAAGCCAGAGAUGCCCUCGAGGCCUCGUCUGCCAUCAAUGCCCCUCCACAGCCACGAAACUCCACGCUCUACCAUGGCCCUGCAGCCCCCAGCACCCUACUCCCUGUGCUCUGUGGACUCCUUGUAGCCAAGACCUUGCUGCUGUUACUGCUGCUGCUGCUGCUAGCCUUAAGAAAUUGACAUGUUCGGCACCAAAGGAAGUCUCUGCUGCACCGAGCUCAGUGCAGACCCUCUACCCCAUGGGUUUCCUUACCUGUAGGGAGGUAAAUAUUACAUCACACUGAUGUGAGGACUACGAUAAACAAUGCUAAUAAGCACACUUUAUAA